AUGUUGGGCAAUACUGUGGACGGCGAUGCUCUUCGCCGGACAGAAUCGUCCAUGCAACAACAACACCCUCCCCAAGAUGAGCAUCGACGAAACGAAGCAGGCAGUGAUGCCUCCUCAUCAGACGUCGCCCCCGAAGGAAAAUGGGGUGAGCGCAACCAGGACGACGUCCACGAGCAGGAAGCCAUGCACGAGUUUGAGUCUCUUCGACACAAUCUCAUGAGCCUGCACAAGACGAGAACUGGCGAAUCACACGUCAGCAAGGCACACACGACAAAGAGCAGAACAAGCCAUGCCGCUUCUCGCAUUCAGUCAAGACGACAGCAGCAGGCUGAGGAUGACGACUCUGUAACCGACGUUGAAGCCGGUCCCAAUGACGAUGUCGGCUUUGAGCUUGGAGAGUUUAUGCGCGAGGGACACUUCGAGAAGCGCAGUGAAGAGGGUUCCCUCAAGCGUGUUGGAGUCGUCUACGAGAACCUCACCGUCAAGGGCAUCGGGAGCACCACCUCGUUUGUCCGGACCGUACCCGAUGCCAUCCUCGGUACCUUUGGCCCUGAUCUCUACCGUCUGGUUUCCCAGUUCAUCCCUGCCUUUCGAUUUGGAAAGCCUCCCACCCGGACGUUGAUCAACGACUUUACCGGCUGUGUUCGAGAUGGCGAGAUGAUGCUCGUUCUGGGUCGUCCCGGUGCUGGAUGCAGUACCUUUUUGAAAGCCAUCAGCAACAACCGCGAGUCGUUUGCGGCUGUCGAAGGAGACGUCUCCUACAGUGGUAUCCCUGCGGAGGAGCAGAAGAAGCUGUAUCGAGGAGAGGUCAACUACAACGGCGAAGACGACAUCCACUUUGCUACCCUCAGCGUUUGGAAGACCCUCGCCUUUGCCCUCAUGAACAAGACCAAGAGGAAGGAAAAGGCAGACAUUCCCGUCAUCGUCGACGCCCUCAUGAAGAUGUUUGGAAUCAGCCACACCAAGAACACCAUCGUUGGUGAUGAUUUCACCCGUGGUGUCUCUGGUGGUGAGCGGAAGCGAGUCUCUAUCGCAGAGACUCUCGCCUCCAAGUCGACCGUCAUGGCUUGGGACAACUCGACUCGAGGUCUCGAUGCUUCGACUGCCCUCGAUUACGCACGAUCCCUUCGAAUCAUGACCGAUAUCAGCAACCGAACGACUCUGGUCACUCUGUAUCAGGCUGGUGAAGGUAUCUACGAGCUCAUGGACAAAGUCUUGGUCAUCGACCAGGGACGACAGAUCUUCUCGGGCCCCGCCAAAAAGGCCAAGCAGUACUUUAUCGACCUCGGCUUCGAGUGCCCUGAGCGCCAGACCACGGCCGAUUUCUUGACUGCCGUCACAGACCCCACUGAGCGCCGCUUCCGCCCCGGCUUCGAGCACCGAGCCCCCCGGACCCCCGAGGAGCUCGAGUCGGCUUUCCGAAACUCGCCCAACUACCAGGAGCUCCUCGCCGACGUUGCUGCCUAUAAGGAGUCCCUUCAUCAGUCUGACUAUCAGGAUGCCAAGAGGUUCCAGGGUGCUGUGCAGGAGGCCAAGUCCAAGCACGUCUCGGACAAGUCGCCCUACACCAUCUCUUUCAUCCGACAGGUUAUUGCUUGUACCCAGCGAGAGGCUUGGCUUCUAUUUGGCGAUACGACUACUCUCUGGACAAAGCUCUUCAUCAUCAUCUCCAACGGUCUGAUCGUGGGUUCUCUGUUUUACGGACAGCCCACCAACACUGCUGGUGCUUUCAGUCGUGGCGGUACCCUCUUCUUCUCGAUUCUCUUCCUCGGUUGGCUCCAGCUGUCUGAACUCAUGAAGGCCGUGUCUGGACGCUCAGUAGUUGCCCGUCACCAUGACUACGCCUUCUACCGCCCAUCCGCCGUCUCUCUCGCCCGAGUUGUCCUCGAUUUCCCCGUCAUCUUCGUCCAGGUCUGCAUCUUUGGCAUCAUCAUGUACUUCAUGACGGGCCUCGACGUGGACGCCUCCAAGUUCUGGAUCUACCUGCUCUUUGUGUACACCACCACCAUCAUGGUCACGGCCCUGUACCGCAUGUUUGCGAGCUUGUCGCCCGAGAUCAACACUGCCGUGCGAUUCUCUGGUAUCUCGCUCAACCUGCUCAUCAUCUACACCGGAUACGUCAUCCCCAAGACUCAGCUUCUGAAGGACUACAUCUGGUUUGGCUGGAUAUACUGGAUCAACCCUCUCAGCUACAGUUUUGAGGCUGUCAUGGCCAACGAGCUGUCAGACCGUCUCAUGGACUGUGCCCCUGAGCAGCUUGUGCCUCAGGGACCUGGAGUCCAGUCAAGGUAUCAAGGUUGUGCUAUCAGCGGAGCGGGAGUCAAUGAGCGACAGGUGACAGGCAGUGACUAUUUGGAGAUCACAUACAACUACACUCGCGGACACCUGUGGCGCAACUUUGGUGUUGUCAUUGCCUUUGCCGUCCUCUACAUCCUCGUCACCGUCAUCGCCACUGAGAUGGUAAGCUUUGCUGCUGGAGGUGGUGGUGCUCUGAUCUUCAAGAAGAGCCGCAAGGCAAAGGACCAGGCCGUCAAGGCCGCUGCCCCUGCUGAUGCCGAGAAGGCCAUGGAGGCUGGUGGUUCGUCUUCUACCGUCUUGGCUGAUUCCACUGCCGCCGAUGCCUCGGAUGAGCCCCUGGAGCAAAUCACCGACAGCGAGUCCAUCUUCACCUGGCGCGAUAUCGAGUACAGUGUCCCCUACAUGGGAGGAGAGAGGAAGCUACUCAACAAGGUCAGCGGAUACGCCAAGCCAGGUGUCAUGGUUGCUCUCAUGGGUGCUUCAGGCGCCGGAAAGACAACUCUUCUCAACACUCUUUCACAGCGCCAGACCGUUGGUGUCGUCACUGGAGAGAUGUUUGUUGACGGCCGACCUCUGACCGCAGAUUUCCAGAGGAAUACUGGUUUCUGCCUUCAGGGUGAUAUUCACGACACUACGCAAACUGUCCGUGAGGCCAUCGAGUUCUCCGCCAUCCUGCGCCAGAGUGCCUCUGUCCCCCGUGCUGAGAAGAUUGCUUAUGUUGACAAGAUCAUUGAUCUCCUCGAGCUCAAUGACCUUGAGGAUGCCAUCAUCAUGUCUCUUGGUGUUGAGCAGCGAAAGCGAUUGACCAUUGGUGUCGAGCUUGCGGCUAAGCCAUCCCUUCUUCUGUUCCUCGACGAGCCUACCUCUGGUCUUGACUCUCAGUCUGCCUACUCCAUCGUUCGCUUCCUCAAGAAGCUCAGCCGCGCUGGUCAGGCCAUCAUCUGCACCAUUCACCAGCCUAGCUCCGUCCUCAUCCAGCAGUUCGACAUGGUCCUCGCCCUGAACCCUGGUGGUAACACCUUCUACUUUGGUCCCAUGGGAGAGAAUGGUCAGGACAUCAUCAAUUACUUCGCUGAGCGUGGAGCUGUCUGCCCUCCCAAUAAGAACAUUGCCGAGUUCAUCCUUGAGACUGCUGCCCGGCCUCACAAGCGACCUGAUGGCACCAAGGUUGACUGGAACCAGGAAUGGGCCCAGAGCGUUGAAGCCGAGCGAGUUCUUGAGGAGAUUGAUGGUCUAAAGCGGGUUAGAAGCUCUGCUACUGAAGGAAGACAGUCUAGUGAUGGAGAGCACGCCGAGUUCGCCGCUUCGACUUGGCUUCAGUCAGUCGAGUUGACCAAGCGUAUGUUCAAGCAGCACUGGCGUGACCCCUCCUACAUCUACGGCAAGUUCUUCGUCGCUGUCAUUGUCGGUAUCUUCAACGGUUUCACCUUCUGGAAGCUCGGCUACACGAUGCAGGACAUGCAGAACCGCAUGUUCACCUGCUUCCUUAUCGUCACUGUGCCUCCCACCAUCGUCAACGGUGUGGUGCCCAAGUUCUUCACCAACAUGGCUCUAUGGCAGGCCCGAGAGUAUCCCUCUCGAAUCUACGGAUGGGUCGCUUUCUGCACUGCCAACAUUGUUGCUGAUAUCCCUGCUGCCGUCAUCUCGGCUGUGCUAUACUGGGUGCUUUGGUACUGGCCAACUGGACUGCCCACUGAGAGCUCCGUCUCGGGAUACACCUUCUUGAUGACGCUUCUCAUGUUCUUCUUCAUGACCAGCUGGGGUCAAUGGAUCUGUGCAUUCGCCCCCAGCUUCACUGUCAUCUCCAACGUCUUGCCCUUCUUCUUCGUCAUGUUCAGUUUGUUCAACGGAGUCGUCCGUCCCUACUCGAUGCUUCCCGUGUUCUGGAGGUACUGGAUGUACUACGUGAACCCCUCGACUUACUGGAUCGGCGGCAUGCUUGCAGCCACUCUCGAUGGUGCUCCCGUUAGGUGUGCCCCUGAGGAGACGGCCAAGUUUGAUGCUCCCCCGAACCAGACAUGUCAAGACUACGCAGGGGCUUUUGCCAAGUCUGCUGGAGGUUAUCUCCUCAACCCCGAUGAUACUAGUGGUUGCCAGUACUGUCCCUACAGCUCUGGUAACCAGUAUCUCGAGUCGCUCAACAUUGAUGCGAGCGACAAGUGGAGAGACUUUGGCAUCUUCCUUGCCUUCUGUAUCUCCAACUGGAUGCUGGUGUACUUCUUCAUCUACACCGUCCGCGUCCGCGGCUGGGGCUUUGGCCUUGGCUAUGUAUUUGGUGGACUGGGCAAGCUGGUGGAUCUGAUCAAGAAGCCAUUCCAGAAGAAGAAUGAGUAG
Messenger RNA from Fusarium keratoplasticum, 4632 nucleotides. RefSeq lists its product as uncharacterized. The transcript has 2 exons. Gene Ontology annotation, cellular component: membrane. The record is from RefSeq and is a predicted model, not a curated record. Gene Ontology annotation, biological process: transmembrane transport. Gene Ontology annotation, molecular function: ATP hydrolysis activity; ABC-type transporter activity; ATP binding. NCBI's taxonomy places the organism in Eukaryota, Fungi, Ascomycota, Sordariomycetes, Hypocreales, Nectriaceae. Bases 1 to 4632 code for a protein of 1543 amino acids.